Messenger RNA from Heterobasidion irregulare TC 32-1, 465 nucleotides. RefSeq lists its product as uncharacterized. NCBI's taxonomy places the organism in Eukaryota, Fungi, Basidiomycota, Agaricomycetes, Russulales, Bondarzewiaceae. The transcript has 3 exons. The record is from RefSeq and is a predicted model, not a curated record. Bases 1 to 465 code for a protein of 154 amino acids.
AUGAAUGCCUUUUGUUUGUUGAUUGUAUCUAUCCCUUCAGCGCAAGUCAUCCACAAUCCACUGGUGCAUGCGCCAUUCUGUGCAACAAGUAACGUUCCGAAAUACUUGCCCCUCUAUUUUGUUCCGAUAGCGGCCUUGGAAGUUGUGCUCGGUGGUCUGGCAACUUAUACCUUAUUCCACGACACCGGACACCAGUUAUCAUUGCAACUGUCUGCUGACCUUCAACGUGUGCUCGUGCGAGACACAGCCAUAUACACCAUCCUUAUGUUCUCCGUGUAUUUAUUCAAUGCCUUCUUCUGGGUACUGUCUCUGGAACAAUUGCUCGAGUUCCCAAUUCCAUUUGUCAUGGCCACAUCCUGUAUCUUGACCAACCGCUUCAUGCUCAAUGUCUUUAGAUCUCACCAGAAGACAGUCAUGUCAAGGCGUUUGUCCGCGAUGAGUGCGUUGUUGUGCACAACUUCGUAG